Penicillium olsonii is the source of this 822-nucleotide messenger RNA. The record is from the annotation of a GenBank genome assembly. Lineage: Eukaryota; Fungi; Ascomycota; Eurotiomycetes; Eurotiales; Aspergillaceae.
AUGUGGCCUGGCCAGGCCAUGAGCCUCAAGGUCAACCACAUCAUUCACCACGAGAAGUCCAAGUACCAGGACGUGCUCGUCUUCGAGAGCAGCGACCACGGCGUCGUCCUCGUCCUCGACAAUGUCAUCCAGUGCACCGAGCGCGAUGAGUUCUCCUACCAGGAGAUGAUCACUCACCUCGCCAUGAACUCCCACCCCAACCCCGAGAAGGUCCUCGUCAUCGGUGGUGGUGACGGUGGUGUCCUCCGUGAGGUCGUCAAGCACGCCUCCGUCAAGGAGGCCACCCUGUGCGACAUCGACGAGGCUGUCAUCCGUGUCUCCAAGAAGUACCUCCCCGGCAUGGCCGUUGGCUUCCAGCACCCCAACGCCCACACCCACGUUGGUGACGGCUUCGAGUUCCUCAAGAACCGCCAGAACGAGUUCGACGUUAUCAUCACUGACAGCUCCGACCCCGAGGGUCCCGCCGAGAGCCUCUUCCAGAAGCCCUACUUCGAGCUCCUGAAGUCUGCCCUCCGCGAAGGCGGUGUUAUCACUACCCAAGCUGAGAACCAAUGGCUCCACCUUGACCUCAUCGCCGACCUCAAGAAGUCCUGCAACGAGGUCUUCCCCGUUGCCGAGUACGCCUACACCACCAUCCCCACCUACCCCUCCGGCCAGAUCGGCUUCAUGGUCUGCUCCAAGGACGCCAACCGCAACGUGCGCGAGCCCCUCCGCACCUGGUCCGCCGAGGAGGAGCAGAAGCUCUGCCGCUACUACAACCAGGACAUCCACCGCGCCAGCUUUGUUCUGCCUAACUUCGCCCGCCAGAAGCUCGGCAACUAA